UCUUUAUUUUAACUGACAACCAUCUUGUUAUGCAGUUGCUAUGACAACAAUAAAGAAGACACAACAAUACUAGUACAACUAUCGCUCAUUUACAAUGUUUGAGUCUUAAGCCUGAUAAUAAAAACAAGGCUUAAUCAAUCCGACCCAACUUUCAACAAGAUUUAGAAAUCAAUAGUUAUAGUUUUUAUCUUUUACUUUUUCAUGUUGUUAUAAAUAAAUAACCACAAAAAUCAACAGAUCCCCACAUUUUUUCUGAGUUUAUCAAAACCUUUUCUCAAAAUUGGCCAAAAACAUUUGGUGACCGCUGUCUCAGCCUUGCUUGAUGUCAAGUUAUAGUGCAUGACCGAUAGAGUGAUUAAUAAAAGAAAACAUUUAACAUCAUAUAUUAGCUCAAAUAUCGUAAAAAAUCCUUACAAAUAUUUCUAAAUUAGCACCACAAAAUCUGUGAUGAUUGCAGAAAACCACAAAAACAAUCCUGGAUGGACUGAUUAGUGUGAAAAGAUGUUCAAUAUGAUGUUAUUUUAAGAAUUAUUGAAUGCUGAAACACCUAUAUAUUGAUAUUUUAACAACUGAAUUGGUUUUUAUCAGUACGAUCUGGUGCAACAGGCCCUGUAUGAACAUUCAGAUUUUGGCCCAAAAUGGAAAUGAGUUUGAUGCCCUGAUAUUUGGGAUAAAACGAGUGAAUCAUGGACUAUUUUGAAUGUAAACAAGAAUAAAGAGUGAGAUAUUUGGUGGUGGAAUGAUGUCACACCACCAGCAAAGGAAGACUCUGUGAUGUCACUGGCGGUGCAGUCUGUGAUGUCAUCAACUGCAGAAUUGUAUGCAACACAAUUCUGCAUAUUUUUCAUUGCUUGCAAUAUCACUGACCAGUUCAGACGUGCGCAAAGCUCUUUAAGGUAGUUUACCGAUCGACAACUUUAGUGAUUGUAUUUAGGAGAAAAUGUCUCAUUAUACGCCAAGAUACCGCAGUGGAACGAUGGGACCCCACGCGAGAAGGGGAGGCCAGCAAAACCCCCAAGGCAGGUUCCCUCCUGCACACCCGAGAAUCUUUCACGGGGAAAUCCAAGAACUCAGCUACGCCCUGGAAAUGGAGAGAGCCAGGAGGGUUGAAGACAACCAGAAACUGGCCCACCUGGAGGCCGAGCUGGAAGAGACGAAACUCCAGUUAAAGAAGCAGAAAGCUCUCAAAGAAACGUUUAUCAACGAGGCCAAGGAGGCAAAGAGGGAACUUGAGAGACUAGAGAAGUUCAGCGAUCCAGCAGUCCUUAACGCAGCGGUCAUUGCUUCCAAGGUUCACAACGAUGUGAAGUACAUGAAGAAGAAGAACUUGCAACAAGACUUUGAGGAGUUAAAGGUGGCCCACCUCCUCAGCCGGGAAGCGUUUGUAGCUGAAAUACAGGCUGAGAGAAAGAAAAGUCUGGCCCUCCAAGAAGAACUGAACCAACUGCAGACUUCAUACGAGGAGCUGCGUUCCCAGUAUGAAGCAGAUGAUGCUCUGCUGAGGCAGGAGGCCGAGACACAAAAGUAUGAUGAAGCAAGGCUUAGUGAGGAACAACGGCUGUUGGAGAACUUGAGAGCUGAAAAGGAUGAAAUGUAUCAAGAAAUGUCUCAAACGAUCACAUUCCUGCAAGGCAGUGAGAAACUUCUGCAGGAGGAAUUAAUUCAGCUGAAAUGUUCAUACAAUGAGCUCAAUUGUAAAUACGAAAGGGAUGUUUCUGGAUUGAAGCAAGACAUGGAUAGAUAUCAGGAGGAAGUGAGACAUGCGACAGAUGCCAACAUAGAAAGAGACAACGAAAAUCUGCAGCUCAUCAACAAGCUGAGAGCUGAAAAGGAGGAGCUCCUCCAAAAAAUGUCAGGAGAAAUCGAGACAUACCAGCAGCAGGUAGAGCAGGAGAGAAAAGCUCACCUGGAGAAAACAGAGGAGGACAAGAAGCUUCUAGACAAUAUGAGAGCUGAGAAGGAGGAGCUCCUCCACAAAAUGUCAGGAGAAAUCUCAAUUCGGCAAAAGAGGGAGAAGCAAAUGCUGCAUGAACUGGACCAGAUUCACACUCUCUAUGAGGAGCUAAAAUGUAGAUAUGAAAGAGACAUUAUGGACAUACAGCAACAGGUUGAGACAUACGAACAGAAGGUAAAGCAGGAGGAAGCUGCUCUUUCAAAGAAAGGAAAGAAAGAAAAGCUUAUCCAAGAGAGAAAACAUUCUGCGCUGAAACAAGAAGUCGAAAAACUUCAGCAUCAGGUAGAGCAGGAGAGAAAAGCUCACCUGAAGAAAACAGAGGAGAACAAGAAGCUUCUAGACAAUAUGAGAGCUGAGAAGGAGGAGCUCCUCCUAAAAAUGUCAGGAGAAAUCACUAUUCUUCAAAAGAGAGAGAAGCAGCUGCUGAACGAACUGGAUCAGUUUCACAUUUCGCAAGAGGAGCUAAAAUGUAGAUUUGAAAGAGACAAUAUGGAUUUACAGCAGGAGGUUGAGACAUACCAGCAUCAGGUAGAGCAGGAGAGAAAAGCUCACCUGGAGAAAACAGAGGAGGACAAGAAGCUUCUAGACAAUAUGAGAGCUGAGAAGGAGGAGCUCCUCCACAAAAUGUCAGGAGAAAUCGAGACAUACCAGCAUCAGGUAGAGCAGGAGAGAAAAGCUCACCUGGAGAAAACAGAGGAGGACAUGAAGCUUCUGGACAAUAUGAGAGCUGAGAAGGAGGAGCUCCUCCACAAAAUGUCAGGAGAAAUCUCAAUUCGGCAAAAGAGAGAGAAGCAAAUGCUGCAUGAACUGGACCAGGUUCACACUCUCUAUGAGGAGCUAAAAUGUAGAUAUGAAAGAGACAUUAUGGACAUACAGCAGCAGGUUGAGACAUACGAACAGAAGAUUUACAACAAUGAUUUACAAAGAGAAAGAGACGAUCUACUGCUGGCCGACACUCUCAGAGCCGAGGAAGAAGGUUUCCAACAACAACCCAUCACGGUUUCCCAAGAGAAGGAAGAAGAAUCACAGAACCAGGUUAAAGUCUUAAAUCAAGAGGUUUCUUCAGAGGAGGGUCUCUCAGGAGAACCUUUACCAGGUUCUUCCACUGAUCCAGAAUCCUCAGAAGAGACCGAGGUUGCUGGAGAAACCCUACUGGAGGAUUUGGACAAUCCAGAUGAGAAGGAGAAAGACGUGCAGGAGACGAACCAAGGACUGGAAUCAAAGGCAUGGAGGUUGUAG
This is a messenger RNA of Xiphophorus couchianus (Monterrey platyfish), 3193 nucleotides long. RefSeq names its product trichohyalin-like. The transcript is spliced from 2 exons. Lineage: Eukaryota; Metazoa; Chordata; Actinopteri; Cyprinodontiformes; Poeciliidae. The coding region runs from base 941 to 3193 and encodes 750 amino acids. The record is from RefSeq and is a predicted model, not a curated record.